CUCUUUUGCCGAAACCAAAAGAAAAAAAAACCAAGAACCAUCAAGGAGGAAGCCAAGAAAAAAACGUCGGUGAUGAGAAGAGGGGCUUUGUUAUGUGGACAAGACCAAGAUGAGAUUGAACAGCUUUCAAGAGAGAGUAGUCAUUUUAGUCUUUCUACUGGAAUUUUGCCUUCACUUGGGGCAAGAAGUAAUCGACGAGUUAAGCUUCGGAGAUUCGUUGUAUCUCCUUAUGAUCACAAAUACAGGAUAUGGGAGGCUUUCCUAGUGGUUCUUGUGGUUUACACAGCUUGGGUUUCGCCUUUUGAGUUUGGGUUCUUGAGAAAGCCAAGGCCACCACUCUCUAUCACCGAUAACAUUGUGAACGCAUUCUUCGCUAUCGAUAUCAUCAUGACAUUCUUUGUGGGUUACCUCGAUAAAUCGACUUACCUCAUUGUUGAUGACCGUAAACAGAUUGCAUUUAAGUACUUGCGUUCUUGGUUCCUUCUUGAUCUUGUUUCAACCAUCCCCUCAGAGGCUGCUAUGAGAAUCUCAUCUCAGUCUUAUGGAUUGUUUAACAUGCUUCGUCUUUGGCGUCUUCGCAGAGUCAGUGCCUUGUUUGCCAGACUAGAGAAAGACCGCAACUUUAACUACUUUUGGGUCCGAUGCGCAAAACUCGUUUGUGUUACCCUUUUCGCGGUUCAUUGUGCUGCAUGUUUCUAUUACCUUAUUGCAGCGCGGAAUCAUGACCCAGCAAAGACCUGGAUUGGAGCAUCCAUUGAAAAUUUCCUAGAGGAAAGCUUGUGGAUGCGAUAUGUGACUUCCAUGUAUUGGUCCAUUACUACUCUAACCACUGUUGGUUAUGGUGAUCUGCAUCCUGUGAACACAAAGGAGAUGAUAUUUGAUAUCUUCUAUAUGCUCUUCAACCUCGGAUUAACCGCAUACUUGAUUGGUAACAUGACCAAUCUGGUAGUCCAUGGAACAAGUCGGACUAGAAAUUUUAGAGAUACAAUCCAAGCUGCUUCUAAUUUUGCUCAUAGAAACCAUUUACCGCCUCGUCUGCAAGAUCAAAUGCUUGCACAUUUAUGUUUGAAAUAUCGGACUGACUCUGAGGGGCUACAACAGCAAGAAACGCUCGAUGCACUCCCAAAAGCCAUUAGAUCGAGUAUAUCACACUUUCUAUUCUACUCCCUCAUGGAUAAGGUCUACCUGUUUCGCGGAGUAUCCAAUGACCUGCUUUUUCAACUGGUCUCAGAAAUGAAAGCUGAGUACUUCCCACCAAAAGAAGAUGUUAUCUUACAGAACGAAGCGCCAACAGACUUCUACAUCCUUGUGAACGGUACCGCGGACUUGGUGGAUGUAGACAGUGGAACAGAAACUAUUGUGAAAGAGGUUAAAGCUGGAGACAUUGUAGGGGAGAUAGGGGUGUUAUGCUACAGACCACAACUGUUUACAGUGAGGACAAAACGUUUGUGCCAACUGUUGCGUAUGAACCGUACAACUUUCUUGAAUAUUAUUCAGGCCAAUGUUGGAGAUGGUACCAUAAUCAUGAAUAAUCUACUUCAGUAUUUGAAAGAAAUGAAUGAUCCGGUGAUGACGAAUGUUCUGCUGGAGACAGAAAACAUGCUUGCACGUGGUAAAAUGGAUCUUCCUCUCAAUUUAUGCUUUGCUGCAAUAAGAGAAGACGAUUUGCUUUUACAUCAGUUACUAAAGAGAGGACUUGAUCCGAAUGAAUCGGAUAACAAUGGCAGAACACCUCUGCAUAUAGCAGCAUCAAAAGGAAGUCUGAAUUGUGUGCUUAUUCUGUUGGAGUACCACGCAGACCCCAAUUGUAGAGACGCAGAAGGGAGUGUACCAUUGUGGGAAGCAAUGGUGGAAGGGCAUGAGAAAGUUGUAAAGGUACUGUUAGAACAUGGCGGUACCAUAGAUGCAGGGGAUGUGGGUCAUUUUGCUUGCACGGCGGCUGAGCAAGGGAACUUGAAGCUAUUAAAAGAAAUUGUUCUACAUGGAGGAGAUGUUACCCGUCCCAGAGCCACAGGCACCUCUGCACUCCAUACUGCUGUAUGUGAAGAGAACAUUGAGAUGGUAAAGUAUCUUCUGGAGCAAGGUGCAGACGUUAACAAACAGGAUAUGCAUGGUUGGACGCCGAGGGAUCUUGCUGAGCAACAAGGGCAUGAGGAUAUUAAAGCUCUAUUCCGAGAAAAGUUACAUGAAAGGAGGGUGCAUAUCGAGACAAGUUCUUCAGUCCCUAUACUUAAAACCGGGAUCCGAUUCCUCGGAAGAUUCACUAGUGAACCCAACAUCCGUCCUGCAUCGAGAGAAGUGUCUUUCAGGAUUCGGGAAACAAGGGCAAGACGGAAAACUAACAACUUCGAUAACUCGUUGUUUGGGAUAUUAGCAAAUCAAAGCGUACCCAAGAACGGGCUAGCUACGGUAGAUGAAGGCAAAACUGGAAACCCGGUGCGGGUGACAAUUAGUUGCGCAGAGAAAGCUGAGGUAGCUGGGAAGCUGGUGCUGCUUCCUGGGAGUUUCAAGGAGUUGCUAGAAUUGGGUUCCAACAAGUUUGGUAUUGUUGCUGCCAAAGUUACAAGCAAAGACAACAACGCAGAGAUUGAUGAUGUAGAUGUUAUAAGAGAUGGAGAUCAUCUUAUCUUUGCAACUGAUUCUAAAAACCCAUAGAAACUCUCUGCCAAAUUAUAUCACCUAUUGUUAUUAAUGACAAGUUGAUAACUCUUGUUUUAACAACAUUGUCAAAAAAAAAAGACCCUCAAUAAAGAAUGCUUCAAGGA
Molecule: messenger RNA, 2765 nt
Organism: Arabidopsis arenosa
Lineage: Eukaryota; Viridiplantae; Streptophyta; Magnoliopsida; Brassicales; Brassicaceae
Source: the annotation of a GenBank genome assembly